Messenger RNA from Aureobasidium melanogenum CBS 110374, 2076 nucleotides. RefSeq lists its product as uncharacterized. Gene Ontology annotation, cellular component: nucleus. Gene Ontology annotation, molecular function: DNA-binding transcription factor activity, RNA polymerase II-specific; RNA polymerase II transcription regulatory region sequence-specific DNA binding; zinc ion binding. The transcript is spliced from 2 exons. The record is from RefSeq and is a predicted model, not a curated record. Gene Ontology annotation, biological process: cellular response to starvation; regulation of DNA-templated transcription. Lineage: Eukaryota; Fungi; Ascomycota; Dothideomycetes; Dothideales; Saccotheciaceae. Bases 1 to 2076 code for a protein of 691 amino acids.
AUGUCCGAUUCAGUCCAAGAACCCUCUCAGAGCGACGACAAGGCUUCGCCGGCCUCUGCCUCGUCCAACAAAGAUCAGAACGACUCGACAGCCAAGCGCGCAAACGCAAAAGAUCCCUCGAGACCAAGGAGGAAGAAGGCGCGCAGAGCUUGCUAUGCCUGCCAGCGUGCGCAUUUGACAUGCGGUGACGAACGACCGUGUCUUCGCUGCAUAAAACGUGGCUUACAAGACCACUGCCACGAUGGAGUACGGAAGAAGGCCAAAUACCUACACGAUGCGCCAAACGAAGCUCUGGUACCACACAACUUCAAUCAAAGUCAGAGUCAACUGAAUCAAGCUACCCCAGCUACUGAGUCUACUCCCGUAGCCCAAUCCUCGUCAUCAUAUUAUCCCACUCCAGUUGGUGCUCAACCUUUUGCGAAUUUCGGUCAUACUCCUUCGGUAGCUCCUAUCAACUCCCCUUCAGCUACCGAGUCCCCAAUGAUCCAUAAUAAUCCAUACGCUCCGCAGCAAAGCAUGGUCACUCAGCCGUUCUCUUCAACCGCUUCUCAACAGAUGCCGCCCCCUCAAGAACCUAUUUCUUCUAUCGCACAUACUUCUGGAGAUGCAAAGGCUGGCGCGCCCUUCAACGCCCCGUUCUUCGAUCCUGCCGACCCUUCGCUCUUUAAUUUUGAUAUCUCGAGUCUGAACUUUGGCAAUCAUUAUGGUGCUCUGGAGUUUGGCAUGCUCGGCCAUAUGUCUUCUGGUGCUGUCGAGACUCCUGACGCCGAGAACAAUAAUCUGAUGACCUCGAUUCCUUACGACCCAACCAACUCAAACUACUCAUCGACCUUUGGCUACACCACAACAGGUUUUCCAGACUGGCAGCGCAAUAACGAUGGCGCUAGACAAAACAGCUCUGGUCAGGUCUUUUCCAUAACAGGAGAUAACAGUUUCGACGGACAACUCAACUUCCCGAACGCCUUUGCCAUAGGAGAGAACGGCUCUAUGUCAGGAGCAAGUCCCAGCGCCGCAAACAUGAUGGAUUUCGGCACAGGGUAUAGCUCAAGUCCUGUCGCUUCAGCGCAAAAUUUGCUGCAAACCUCGAAUUCAGAUUUCAAUCGUCAUCAACACCGACCGCAAAUCAGAAAUAGUUUCUCAACGAACGACAUCAACCAAACCCGAAAUCAACACAGAAGACGACGAGAUCCUUCUGACAUUUACACAUCUGUCACUGCUCCGUAUUCGUACACCACUGGCUUUCACGCCCUGACCGCGUGCUUGCAAAGAUUAUACUCACCACAAAAGACUGCGCGAAUUGCUAGAGCGCUAGCAGCCAUCCGACCAUCAUUCAUUUCUUGCACAAAACAGUUGAAUGUCGACGACUUAAUAUUCAUGGAAAAGUGUUUCCAGAGGACGUUGUUCGAAUACGAUGACUUCUUGACGGCUUACGGAACGCCGACGUUGAUUCUACGUCGUACUGGCGAAGUCGCUGCUGUCAGUAAAGAGUUCUCGCUACUGACAGGAUGGUCAAGGGACGUCCUUCUCGGCAAGGAAGCGAAUCAGAAUAUCAACAUUGGCAACGCAUCAGGCCGCCAAACGGGGACCAGCACGAGAGGAACCACGACACCUCGUAACCAAAGUAUUGCAGACAAUCCAGGCCGACUACAACCGGUCCUUCUUCCAGAGCUCAUGGAAGACGACAACGUCAUCGACUUCUACGAAGAUUUUGCAAAACUUGCCUUUGGAGACUCACGUGGUGUUAUGAUGAAGCCCUGCAAGCUCUUGAAGUACAAAACUAAGGAAGAUCCUGGCUGGAGCGCAGACCUUCUGGCCGAGCGAGAGAACAGGCUCAACAAUGGUAAACCUGUCGGUCCCCUCAUCAGUGGCGAGUCUGGAAUGAACUCGCUCGGUGAUCGGGAUGGCAAGGUGUCUUGUAUGUUCUGCUGGGUGGUCAAGCGAGACGUGUUUGACAUUCCCAUGAUGAUUGUUAUGAAUGUAAGUCUUGAAAUCUUGUCUCCACCUGAGAAGAUUGUCACACUGACUGCGAAUAGUUCCUCCCGAUUAUCUAAACCUCAAGGCAUUGAUCUGGCAUAG